UCAGGGCGGAUCGUGGAGCGGGUGCUGUUGGAGCGGGCACCGCUGCGGGUGCUGGAGCUGGGCACGUACUGUGGCUAUGGCACCGUGCUGCUGGCACAGGGGCUGCCCCCAGGUGCCCGCCUCUACACCAUCGAGGGGGACCCCCGGCACGCCGCUGUGGCCGAGAAGGUCAUCCGCCUGGCUGGCUUCAGUGAGCAGACGGUGGAGCUGAUCGUGGGCCCCUCGGAGGAGGUGAUACCCCGCCUGCGGGAGAAGCACGGCCUGACGAAUGCCAACUUGGUCUUCAUGGAUCACUGCAAACGCUGCUACCUGCGGGACCUUCGGCUGCUGGAGAGCCACCAGCUGCUGGCUGAGGGGGCCACCAUCCUGGCUGAUAAUGUCCUCUUCCCUGGGGCACCCCACUUCCUGCAGUACGCCAAGACCUGCGGCAAGUACCACAGCAAGGUGCACCGCGCCAGCCUGGAGUACUUCCGCGCCAUUCCUGAUGGGAUCGCCGAGCUGCGCUACACCGGCACCCACUGAGCGAGCAAGGAGCUCCUGCCUUGUGGUGGCCACGGUUACUGGCAGGGUGCCAGGUCCCCAACCCCCAUCUCAGCCUCAACAUGGGCUCUGGAGGAAACGCAGUGGCUGCUGUGGUCUGUGGUGGGGCGCAGUGGGUAAGGAGGGGGCUCAUUCCCUGUAGUGCUCCUGCCUGCACUGCACAGGGAGGUCUGCCAGGCACACCAGUGGAUGGUGGGGGGCAGCUCUGCACUUGCCUGAGUGGCAUCCCCCUGCCUGCCCUGGUGGCUUCAGACACCAGAUUUGGGGUUGUUUUCUUGAAAACUGAGUUUAUUAGAAAAGAUGUGUCAGCUCCAAUGUGCCAGGUGGCAGUCUCCCCUCAGAACCCCCCUGCCCCACACAGCACCCACGGCAGGAGGAGCUUCACUGAACUGUCCCCCAGAGCUGUGAGGGGCAAAAGUUAUCCCCCAGCCUUCAGUUUGGUGUGGUUGUAGCAGAAUCAGAUCAUCCACUGGUCCUGAUCCUGCUCUGUCCCCUCCAUGUCCACCUGGGAAAGAAAGAGGUUUGAGAUCUCGCACCAGAGCGAGAACCCAACAGAGGGAGUGAAGGAGAGAAGACAGCUCCUGGAGCUCAUGCUCAGGGUCUCACACUACUUACCUCAUUGAUCUCCCCAUCAUCAGGAGACUCAUUAUAAUCAUUCAUCUCAUCCAUAUCCUGCAUGUCCUCAUCAUCUUCUGAGUCCUCUUCGCUGUCUUCAUCAUCUUCAUCAUCCUCCUCCUCCUCCUCAUCAUAGUGCUGUGGACAUAACAGCUCCAGCAACCCCCUCUGCCCCUCAAGCCCUGUGGCAACCCCUCACUUCCCUGCCCACACACCCACCUCAGACGCUGGCUUUCCUAUGGGCACCAAGUUGUUGUCCUUUUCAGCAAUGCUCUGGAGCUGGGGAAGGCAGAAAGGUGGGUGAGCACCCCAACAGCUCCAUGGUACCCCAGCAAACAGGGCCCUCGGGCUCAGCUGCUGCCUUGUGUCACUUCCUGACCAUGUCUAAUUGCAGCCCGAGUCCUGCUGCCUCCCUGGCAGCCCCCAGCCAAGCAGGGAAGAGCAGCUACAGACACCUUCCUGAGCACCCUGGCUGCAGGCAGGGUCCCAGUGCCACUCUGGGGCUGAGAGGGUUCCAGGUGUCCCCUUGUGUGGCAUGAGGGGCCACACUUUAUCAAAAAAGAACCAAAUCUGAGACAUCUGACCAGCCAGAUGAGCACAACCACAGCAGAUAAUUAAAGCUCAAUUAAAAUAUGUCAGCACCUCCCACCCAGAGGGACUUGGAACCUCUUCUAAGUGCUGGGGUUUUAAUUGAUUUAAACUUUAUUAUUUAAUUAUAAAAACUUAAUUACU
Parus major (Great Tit) is the source of this 1887-nucleotide messenger RNA. RefSeq names its product transmembrane O-methyltransferase homolog. The transcript has 2 exons. NCBI's taxonomy places the organism in Eukaryota, Metazoa, Chordata, Aves, Passeriformes, Paridae. Gene Ontology annotation, biological process: developmental process; catecholamine catabolic process; dopamine metabolic process. The record is from RefSeq and is a predicted model, not a curated record. The annotation marks the transcript as partial. Gene Ontology annotation, molecular function: catechol O-methyltransferase activity.